Messenger RNA from Arachis stenosperma, 1420 nucleotides. RefSeq lists its product as uncharacterized. Bases 115 to 1113 code for a protein of 332 amino acids. The transcript has 2 exons. The record is from RefSeq and is a predicted model, not a curated record. NCBI's taxonomy places the organism in Eukaryota, Viridiplantae, Streptophyta, Magnoliopsida, Fabales, Fabaceae.
CCCAAUGGGUCAACCCGCCCCAAUGUAUCACGGGUAAACCUCGCCCUUGAAUAAUUUUUCUAAAGAAAAAAUGAACGGUAAAUCCUCUCUAAAUCCCAACCCAUAGGCAUAGCUAUGUCCACCACUCUUCUAUCUCACACCCUCUCUUUCAAACCCCAUCUCCCACCCGCCAAACCUCAAUGCUUUCUCAGGCCUCCGAGGUUUGUUACUUUAUCUUCACCUAAAGAACUUUCCAGAAUCUCUCUUUUGAAGCGUUUUGCAGCAAACGACUACGAUGGCGCUGGUAGUGGCAGCGGUUUUGUUGAUUGGGAGAAAGCAGAGAAGGAGGCUCGAGCGCGGAGCACUAUGCCAGAACGCUUUCGGUAUCUCGCUAAGGAAGCUCCUGAUCCUCCUAUCAGGUGGCCUUGGCUUCUUGUACUUGGCUUUCUCAUCUAUGCUUGGAGAGCUGUUCUAUUUGAACUAUCGAACUGGAAGAAUGUUGUCUUUGGUAUUGUCCGUUUUGUAGGGAACCUUUUGACAUAUCUUUUCGCCAUACUGUAUCGAUUUAUAGGAAGCCCGAUUACUUUUUCAAUAAGAUGCCUGGAGGAUUCGUUCUAUACUGUACGAGCCUUCUACUCUUGGACAAUCAACAAUGCUCCCAUACCAGAAUUGACCACAGUCAUUGUGCUCGCGUCGGUUGUUUUAGCAAUUGCCGAAGCUACCGUCCCUAACUGUAUCAACAAGCAACCUUAUGUUUUGACUGUGUCUGGUCUUAUUGGCUAUGCAGCAGUUAGAGGCUAUAUCUCUGAACCUUUUUUCUGGACCCUUCUGCUAGGGUUGUACGCUUUCUCAAAAUUAAUCAAAAAGAGAGACAAUGUUUCAUGCGCAAUGCCUGUUGCAGCUGUACUAGCUGCUGUUGGGGAGACUUGGGUUAGAGUUUUGGUGUUCAUCACAUUUAUAGCGUUGGCUACUUAUCAGUAUUCCCAAACACUUUCCGAAGGGAAACAGGUUGAAGACCAAGAAAUGACAGAAAGGAGGAUUCCAGUACCACUACUUGUUGCUGCUUUAGCGAUUGGCUUACGCUUCGCUGCUAAGUGGGCCGGGUAUCGGCACUUGACGUGGAUGAUUGUAUGAUCGCCGAGAGAAUGGAGUUUCUUGAUCUAAGAUUUUUGAGGUAGGAUGACUAGAGCAGUUAUUGUUCUGUUCUGUUAUUAUGCAUAUUUGGUUUUCUCAUGUUCUGUAGAAUAGAGGAUUGUAUCACAAGGCUUUUCACAUAUUCUUGUCAUAAAAAAAAUUGUUAUUCCAUUUAAUAGUCAUCCGUUUCAAUCUGUUAUUGUCAUGUAAUAUCACCAGCAGUUUCAACCUAACUUGAUUGAUAGUAAGGACUGCAGACUCCAACUAAGUUUUAGAUUGUUAUAUCAAAUGGAAACUUUUGACUUCA